AUGGUCCACUUGAUGGGUGCCAACUCAAUGCUGACUCAUCACCAUUUCCGCGGGGGAUCAACGUCACCCAAAGCUCGUCCGCGGGAAAAUAGUUUGUCUUCUUCAUACCUCAACGCUGCCUCAACUUCGCGUCAUGGCCACGCCAAGGCUCCCAUUUUUAUAUCCGAACUUGAUGCGCGCAGUCCGACCAUGCGAACCGAUCUGCGGCAUGAGCGCGAAGCCUACCAGCGGCGCUAUGGUCCGGCUGUCGAACGCAGUGUUCCCCCAGCGUCGCGACUAAAGAAAGGUUCCUCUGAUAAGGUCCCGGAGGACGUACCAGCGGAGGAUGAGAGUCUAAAUACCUCUGAGCAGGAGGGAGCUUCUCCGGAGCAGUUACAAUCGGACCCACCACCUCAAGACAAGCAGGAUGCGGCAAACACCCCUUCCUCCCCAAGACCGAAUCCAGAUCAGCAAGAAUCAAUCGAAGAAAAGAAAGAUGAUCCUCCGACAGAUCGGGAACCACACGAAGGGUCUGCAGCAGCAGAGGAAGACAGUCCUGAGCAGGACCAGGCCUCAGCUUCGUCAACAUCUACUUCUGGGAGCUCCCCUGAAGGGAAUACCGAGUCUUCUCCAUUUUCAGGCCAGACACCAUUCGAUGAAGUCCUUCAUAUGCCCUCUCCGUCCGUCUACCUAACCCCUUCCGGGGGACCCUCUUCCUCUGACGAUCGCCCGCCACAUCUAUCCCCGGCACCUUAUGUACACCAUUUCGAUACAUACUCCUUAGUCCAGGAUCUUUCCAAAGGCGGAUUUAGCAAUGAGCACUCUAUUACCAUCAUGAAGGCCGUGCGAGCCAUUCUACAGAAUAAUCUUGAUCUUGCGAACGAGAGCCUGACUUCCAAAUCCGACGUCGAAAAUGAGGAGUAUCUGUUCAAAGCAGCAUGCUCUGAGCUUCAGUCAUCGCUGCAAACAGCCCGCAACUCGGAAGUGCAACGUCAACGUUCAUCACGCACGCAAUUGCAGCAUGACACGGAUAUCAUUUCGCAGCGUCUCAGCCAGGAACUGGCGGGCAUGAGAGAUGAAAUCAAGGGCAUGUUCAACGAUCAUAAAAUGAUUACGCGCGAGCAGCAGCGGAGUAUCGACACCUCGGUUCAGGAAUUAAACUACAAGAUCACUGUGUCCCUUAACAGUGAUGGAAAGAGCGAGAUCGAAGGCCUUCGAUGGAUUCUGACGCGACGUGCGGCUUCGACCAUCGCCAUUUGUGCCUUCAUGAUCAUUGUUUUCUUGAAGUACGCAUCCAUUCGGAAGGUCCAUGAGCCCACCAAGGUCAAGGAGAUCGAGAAACCAGUCGUUACCAAAGAGAUCGCGACAGAAACUAGGGAAAUCCACGAUAACGGUGCAACGACUAUCCCGUCAACUUCUGAGACCCACCUAGGUGAACCCCUUGGUUGA
Penicillium arizonense is the source of this 1428-nucleotide messenger RNA. Its product is annotated as CCDC90 family protein. The transcript is spliced from 3 exons. Gene Ontology annotation, cellular component: mitochondrion. The record is from RefSeq and is a predicted model, not a curated record. The coding region runs from base 1 to 1428 and encodes 475 amino acids. Lineage: Eukaryota; Fungi; Ascomycota; Eurotiomycetes; Eurotiales; Aspergillaceae.